This is a messenger RNA of Zasmidium cellare ATCC 36951, 207 nucleotides long. RefSeq lists its product as uncharacterized. Lineage: Eukaryota; Fungi; Ascomycota; Dothideomycetes; Mycosphaerellales; Mycosphaerellaceae. The transcript has a single exon. The annotation marks the transcript as partial. Gene Ontology annotation, cellular component: mitochondrion. The record is from RefSeq and is a predicted model, not a curated record.
UGCGAGGAGAUCAUGACUGCCCUAGAAGAAUGCCAUGCCAAAGGCUUCAUGUGGAAAGCGAUCGGAAUGUGUAGCGAUACGAAGCGAGAAGUCAACAGAUGUUUGAGGGCGGAAAGACUUGAACGCACCGCGCAGAAUCGCGAGGAGGCGAAGAAAAAGAGAGAGCACAUGAAGAAGAUCUGGGCGGAGAUCGACGCCAAUUCAUGA